This is a messenger RNA of Musa acuminata AAA Group (dessert banana), 3051 nucleotides long. Its product is annotated as light-mediated development protein DET1-like. The record is from RefSeq and is a predicted model, not a curated record. Bases 362 to 1966 code for a protein of 534 amino acids. Gene Ontology annotation, biological process: positive regulation of proteasomal ubiquitin-dependent protein catabolic process; protein ubiquitination. The transcript is spliced from 12 exons. Gene Ontology annotation, cellular component: cullin-RING ubiquitin ligase complex; nucleus. Lineage: Eukaryota; Viridiplantae; Streptophyta; Magnoliopsida; Zingiberales; Musaceae. Gene Ontology annotation, molecular function: ubiquitin protein ligase binding; ubiquitin-like ligase-substrate adaptor activity.
UCGGGUUGCAUCUCUGUGUCGAUCGAGUCGUGGUGUUCCCUACCUCGGGCGUCUCUCUCGUUCUCCCUCCGUGUCACUCUUUCGUCCUCACAAACUUUGCCUGGCGAGAAGCGACGCUGUUGGCGGAGGCACGACGCCCACGGGGGCCUCACUCGAGUGGAAGCAAGUGCCACACGAAAAGCUCCUCCUGCUGUUACCCUAACACCACCGCCACAACUCCACCACCACCACCACGAUUCCAAUUUCUGCGCACAGGUGCGGCCUUAGAGAGGAAUGCGCGUCUCGGCCACAGCCGCGCCUUCCCCAUCUCGAUUCCGGCGCGCGGCUUCUCUUCCUUCCCCGGUGGCCUGCGGUAGCAUCGAUGUUCAGGGGCACCAACGUCGCUGCCAGGGUCUUCGAGCGCCAAAUCCUCACCCCUCGCCCUGGUGCAAGCAUUAAUUUGGUUAGACAUUUUUAUGAGAAUCUGGUUCCUAGCUGUACUAUAUGUGAUAUUGAUUGUCCAGAUCACUCAUUGCGUAAGAUCACGGAUGAUGGUCGGUACCUUGUAAGUUUUAGCAGGAACCUCCAAGAUAUCAUAGUUUACAGACCCACAUGGUUGUCAUUUUCAUUCAAAGGAGAAAAUUGUGAUUACCAGAGUUUGACCCAGAAAGCAAAGAAGUUUGACAGCUUCUUUACCCAGCUAUACACUGUAUCACUAGGAUCUAGCAGUGAAUUUAUUUGCAAAGACUUUUUUCUUUAUUUGGAGGAUCCUCAAUUUGGCUUGUUUGCAACAUCCACCGCACAAAGUCAUGAAGUUCCUGCUAUUGAGGGUGCAAUUCAUGGAGUCCCUUCAAUAGAAAAAAUAACAUUUCACCUUGUAAGACUUAAAGACGGAGUGGUAAUGGAUGAGAAGUCGUUUUGCAAUGAUUUUGUCAACCUAGCUCAUAGCAUGGGGGUUUUCUUGUAUGAAGAUUUAUUGUGUAUAAUGUCCCUAAGAUAUCAGACAAUACAUAUUCUUCAAGUUAGGGAUUCUGGAAACCUAGUUGAUGUGCGGAAUAUUGGUUCAUUCUGCCUAGAGGAUGAUGAGUUAUUUCUCAGCUCUCAUGCUCAGUGCAUGACAGUUCCAAAUAAAAGCAAACCAGUCGGAAGUGUUCAUGAAUCGGCUAAUGGCAUUCAUCACCAGCCGGUUGCACAAGCAAGCUCUUGCCUUACUGGUAUCAAGCAACGUUUGCUUUCUUUUAUUUUUCGCAAAGCAUGGAGUGAAGAAGCAGAUCCAAUUUUGAGGGUUCAACAUCUUAAGAAGAAGUUCUAUUUUCACUUCCAAGAUUAUGUUGAUCUCAUCAUGUGGAAGGCUCAGUUUUUGGAUCGUCAUCAUCUUCUAAUCAAAUUUGGUAGUGUUGAUGGAGGAGUUUCUCGGAGUACUGAUCAACAUCCAGCUUUUUUUGCUGUGUAUAACAUGGAAACAACAGAGGUCAUUGCAUUUUAUCAGAAUUCAUCGGAAGAAUUGUAUUCCUUGUUUGAACAAUUCUAUGACCAUUUUCAUGCAAACUCAAGAGAGUCGGUGCAUGCUAAUUUUAUUUCAUCCCACUCCAAUAAUAUCCAUGCUCUUGAACAACUUUGGAGCAUGAAAAACAAACAAAGCAGUUUCUCACAGUUUGUGAAGAAGAUGAUGACUUCAGUACCAUACACUUGUCAGUCACAAAGCCCUUCCCCGUAUUUUGAUGUGUCACUCUUUCGAUAUGAUGAAAAGUUGAUUUCAUCAACAGACCGGCAUAGGCACUCCACUGAUCAUCCAAUAAAGUUUAUUUCGAGAAGGCAACCAAACGUUUUGAAAUUUAAGAUAAAACCAGGACUCGAGACUAGUGGUGCCGAAGCAAGGACAAAAAAAAUAUGCUCGUUCCUUUUCCAUCCAUACUUACCUAUGGCACUUUCCAUCCAACAGACAUACAUGCAACCAACUGUUGUGAAUCUACACCUGCGGAUGUAAGGAUCUCAUGUUGGACUAAUAAGAGCUUGGUUGAUCCCUUUUUUUGGGUCCUUGGUGUGCUAGGAUUGAGGUGGUCCUCCCUAUCCGUUAGGCUGCAUCAUAAGGUUAGCCAUCAAUAUUGUUUAGCCAACUUUAACUUCUUUCAGCUGGUCUCGAUAGAAUUUGAUCCCAUAGACUAUUACAAUUUUGAAGAUUAGCUGGACAAGGUAUUAAUUAAGUCCUUUACAUGGUCAGAAAUGUUGAUGUGGCAUGUUGACCCCUUCCUUUCUUUGGUCUUCCAAUUUUUUUAAGCAUCGUAGACUAUAGCCUACUCAAUCAAAAGGCAGUUUGACCAUUGGUUAGCUUUCCUUGGGACUCCAUUCAUUUAUCUUGCUCCUUCAAUGAUAUUUGUUUGCACCAGUUAUCUUGGUGUCUCGAGUGUUCUUUGGUUUAGUUUCCUGUGAUCUUUGAUUGACUGAGCAUUCUAUAUGCAGUAUGACUUCAACUAUGCUUGGUGCUAUAAAUUUCCACAAGUUAUGAUUGUAAUUGUUUCACAUAAGAAAAUACCUUCAUGUGCUAUUGAAUCACUUUAAAAGUUAGCACACGCACAAAAGAAGAUGUUUGUUUGAUUCAGCUUUUAAUGUGGCACCAAGACAUCUCGAAUAAGCCAAAAAUGACCAGCAUGUGACUAGUCCAGUGUUAUGUUUGUAUCCAGAGACAAAUACCCUAUAGGAAAAGCUGAUAUGCGCUCAUUUGGCUAGGACUUAGAUUAAGUCCACCAUCAGGAUCCAUUCAGAUCGGAUAUGAAAAAUAAGUUGUUACAAGGAAAAUUGUAUGUCCUGAACUUAUAAUUGCCUAAGUUGGUCUAUCUGGAGGAAUCCAAUAUUAUUUGACGAAGAGUGUAUAAAGCUAGAUUAUAUCUAGUGCAUAUCUUUACAAAUCCUCACUUCUCAAAUCCACUAUCGUCUUAGUUGUAUCUAAGAUUAUGUGGUGGUUGUAAUUUUUGGAAUCCUUGUACCUCCUUGCUUCAUAUGUGGGGAGAUAUAAAGAAGUUGUUGUGUGUCAGGACUUUUAGGAUGAAUGUAAAUUCUAGAUAUUUCAUUGAA